Liolophura sinensis is the source of this 4054-nucleotide messenger RNA. RefSeq names its product ADP-ribosylation factor-like protein 2-binding protein. The transcript has 7 exons. Gene Ontology annotation, biological process: positive regulation of tyrosine phosphorylation of STAT protein; maintenance of protein location in nucleus. Lineage: Eukaryota; Metazoa; Mollusca; Polyplacophora; Chitonida; Chitonidae. Bases 308 to 874 code for a protein of 188 amino acids. Gene Ontology annotation, cellular component: mitochondrial intermembrane space. The record is from RefSeq and is a predicted model, not a curated record.
CCUCACAGAGACAUGAUAUCUUAGUGGAUCUUUGUUUUCCAAUGUUUUCGCCAGCCAUGCUUUUGUUUUCCUCGCUGUCAGAGCAGAGUUUGUGGCACCCCAGGUUGGUUUGUUACGUUGAUCCGCAUGACGUCAUGCAGUGGUCAGUUUAUCGGCCCGCUGUUUAGCCGAUUUGUUCGGGCACGUGGUUUUGUAUGUUCUUUUAUAAACGCCAGUCUGAUUUCCUCUCAGUACUGGGAUUUCACCUGUGAACACACGCUAUCAUUUCACUUCUAGUUACUUCCACCAACUGUCUCCAACUUUCAAGAUGUCCACGCUUGGCUUAGUUUACUACGUUGAACCAAUGGAGUUGAUGGAAGCCAUACCAGAUGAAGAUUUUGCAACUUCAUGUUCCAGUGAUGUGGACACAACCUUCGACAUGACGAUUGGCCAUAUAGAGGACAUCAUUAUGGACGAGGAGUUCCAAGCGAUGCAAACAGACUUCAUGGAGAAGUAUUAUCAAAACUUUGUUGACACAGAGGAAAAUAAAUUCAUUUACACAGAUAUUCAGAAGGAAUACACUCAGCUAAUUGAGAGGAGACUGGAACAGGAGUUACUACAGAGGAUACCAGGUUUUAACAUGGCUGAGUUUACUAGGCAGUUGAUAACCAGAAAGAAUGAGCUUGAAGGAGAAAUCUUUGAGAUUUUGCUAACUUUCACAGACUUUAUGGCAUUCAAGGAAAUGUUUUUGGAUUACAAAGCAGAGAAAGAGGGCCGUGUUGUAGACUUCAGUGAUGGAAUUCUCGUUACACCAUUAGCCAAAGACUCUGCCUCAGACCUUGUGUUAGACAGUGCUCCCUUGUCUCUCUCCGGUCAUCCAUUUAUCUCACAGUAAUCUCGCCAUGGUGCCUCUCCCCAGUUAACCCCGUCCAGUCCGCGCUCCUACCUUGUGUGCAUUGUCAUGUGGGAACCAAAGGGUCCAAACUCUAUCACAGAUGUCUCAACAUGUCAUUUUGUGAGAAACCAAAGGGCCUACCCAAUCAGUGAAAUUUGUGAAAUAUUGGAAUAUACUCUUGUGGUUAUGGAUUUGUCAGAAGGUAUACAAGACUUGAUCUGCUGCAUGUGUUUUUGAGAGAAACUGACCUUUUGGUUUCACGGAGUAUGUACGCACACUCAGGUCUUCCCUUAACCUGCCUGCUUGUAUAAAUAUGCUGAUUAUAUGACACUGUAAACCCUGUUGCUGAAGCACCAACUUGUAAUCUCUGUAACAUCAUUAACAUAACCUGUCUGUAUUAUAUACACUCUUCUUGGGUUCUUUAAAAGAAGUCCUCAAAAAUCAUUUGGGUGAAUAUCAGAAGGAGGCAAAGCAAAUUUUAUCUUUUCAACAUCAGGCUUUUAUUAUUUUGAUUUACCAGUUUUGGAGAAGCCAUUCAGAUAUAAAUUUUACAUUUUUCCUGUGUGAAAUCAUUGCAGAAUAGUUCAAGGAAUCUACAACAUUUUACUGUCAUUUUAUUUCCAAACACUAUACAAAAAAAUGUGGAGUUUACCCUGCCCAUUUCUAAUUGAAGAUCAUAAUCUGAGGUUACAUUUCGUAUUCGCUGUAGAAUGUGUCUUAUUAAAGUAUUAAAUGUUUGACACGUUUGAUACAAUUUCCAGUGUCAUGAAAUUGUUUGUUGAAAUGGUAACAUUUGAAUUAGGAGUGUGUUAAUUUUUACAAUGUGUGUAUAAUGAUCGCAUAAAUUGAGGUCCCAAAAUGUCACCAGAUUUAGCUGUAAAGUGAAGUGUGAAGAUUGUGUUCUCUAAUUUCUAAUGUAGGUCCUAUUGCCGGAGCAUAAUUAGUGCCAAGAGUGUUUUUUUAUUUAUUUGUUUAUUUCAUGUUAAUAGAUGUAUGUUUUAGAUCUUUGACCAGUAUGGGUAGAUGUCAUUAGGCCUUACUGGGAACUCUGCCUGCCCUGUCAUAAUAUUAUCCUCUACUGUGUAAAAACAUGUUGUUCUUAGCUCUAAUGCAGCAUUACUUGUGUAACAAACACUGUCCUACCUCUGUGAAGCAGUCAGCGUAAUUUGGGAUUAUUUUUGUGUUGAGGCAGGCAGAGUUUUCCAUGUUACCCUGAUAUGCUUGAAAAUGUGAUGGUUAGCUUGACUGUACCACUGCUGAUUGCAGGCCAUAAACGAGUACUGUUUAUAAUGAUGUGAUUGGUUAUGUAGUGUUCUGUCCCAGUUAAGAUAUUCUGCUCUGCUGUGCAUCAAUUGCUGUGUGAAAAACGUGAAUGUGGUACCUGUUGCCACUUAAAAUGUGUGGUACAGGUUGCUACCUAAAAUAUGUGGUACAUAUUUUGUCCAGUGCUCCAUGCCCUGUAUAUAACCGUCUCAAUGCUGAAGCAUUUGUAUUCUCCGUCCACUUUCUGUAGUGUAAGUUGUAACAUGAAGAUAUUGUAUAUUUUAAAUCUCACGUUAAAUUGCACUGUGUUUGAAAGACUCCUGUCUGUCUUGUACAGGUAUUGCCAUGGUCAUUGUUGGUUUGCAGGACAUUUAGAACGUGUAGAAAGCUAAAUUUUCUUUUCAGGUGUAUUGUCAGUAAUGUCAGUGCAAGGUAACAUCUUUGUGAUGGUUAGUAUCUGUCGUAACCUUAGACAUUUGUCUAAUGCUUUAGUUUGUCGUAGGUUUUUGUGGGUUUUGUUUUUUUUCAAACAUGACGUAUUGUAAUUUAUAUGUACUUUUCUGUGUUUAACUUAUGCUGUUUAAUCAUAAUUUAACGAGAUAUGUUCACUAAUGUGGCGGUUACAAACAUAAUUCUCAUCAGUAAAGGAAGAUUUCUCAUUGUAUGGAUGGUAGAAUGUGUUCGAAUCUUGCUUUGUAUCAUGCCUUUAGAACAAAACUGGAACGCUUUGGUCCGAAGACUCCAGGAAUACAUUUAUCCAUAGCAACUAAAACUUGUGCCAAAUGCUUCCCUCAAUCCAACAUUUCCACUGAAAUGCAGGAAAGCAAAAUUGCUUGUAGACUAGAUGUAUUGAUUUAUUUACAGGGCAGAAAAUGCCAGAUGUGGGAACACUUACAGCCAAAGUAGUGUGCUCAAGCAAAACAUUUAUUCAGUUGUGUGAUUGGUGUUUUACGCCAUACCCCAAGAAUAUUUCACUUGCCACAUACGAUGGCAGUCAGCAUAAGGUGGUGAGAAGAAACUCAUGACCAUCCACAGGUUGCUGGAACACCUUUCCAUGUAAGACCGGACAGGAAACCAGCAGCCCCUGGAUUUGAACUCUAAGCAAGUGAAACAUUUCAAUUUUAUCUCAUCCUUGCAUUAAAGUCAGAUUUGAUAUGAAUGCCCAUAUAAACCGAAGGCUGUUUAUCCAUGUGUAAAGUAACUGCUGCUUGUGCUCCUCUCAUGUCCUUUUACUUAAUCUAGAACUAGACCAAAGCUUACUUCCAGAUUCCAAAAAGCUGUUUGUGACUCAAGUCAAAAUUUAAAACCUCUUCACAAUGCUCAUUUUAUGGUACUGAAAGUUGAAAUUUAGACACACUUGCCCCAGAGCUGUUUCACAAGUAGGUAGUGAACAGCCAACCAAAAUACAGGAAGAAUUCCUUUGUGUGAUCAUCCUUGGAACAAGUUUCACUUUACAUCGGAUAAGCUACGAGCCCAGGUUGGGAGGAUUUGACUUUGAAAGUCUGACCAGUUGUGGAGCUCUCACUAUUGAGAUCUUCAUGACACGUGCACAUGAACAGCUUUUAUAUCUGUUUGGAGACACAGUUUUUGUUUGAUCACUUCAAAGUCAAGAUGGCAUGGAUUCCUUCACACAAAAACACACACACACAUAUUUGUAACUUUAUAUAAAUCACUACAAUAAAUCAAAUUUAUAAUCGUUUUACAACACCUACAUUGUUCGUUUUUGGAAAUCUGUUGUCAGCUAGUAAGGCCCAAACCUCCACACAUAUCUAAGUUUACAACAGUGCUGUGUAAGGUCAUUAAUUCUUCUGUAGUUUCCCCAUAAUAUGACGUUUUCUGUACAGCUGUAAUGUAUUAAUAUCUUGUUUUGUACUUGUAUGUAGUUCUUUAUAGCCUUGGACAAUAAAUUCACAUGAG